AUGCCCACCAUCUCCGUCGACAAGGCUGCCCUCUUCAAGGCACUGGGGAGAGAUUACACGACCGAAGAGUUCGACGAGUUAUGUUUCGACUUCGGUAUCGAGCUGGACGAGGACACCUCGUUGACAGAACGACCGAUCGUUGACGGCGUGCAAGAGCCGCCACAGCUGAAAAUCGAAAUCCCUGCCAACCGAUAUGACAUGUUAUGCUUCGAAGGUAUCCAACUUAUGCUGAACAUCUUCAACCGGAAAGUCGAGGCACCCAAGUAUGUGCUGAAGGCGCCGCCACAGGGAGAGCUGCAGACGAUUACAGUCAAGAAAGACACGGCCAGAAUACGGCCGUAUGUCUCGGGAGCAGUUCUACGCAACAUCAAAUUCGACCAAGCACGAUAUGCCUCCUUCAUUGACUUUCAAGACAAACUCCAUCAGAACCUUGCCCGACAGAGAACCCUCGUAUCCAUCGGCACGCAUGACCUGGACACCAUCAAAGGCCCGUUCACAUACGAAGCACUCCCCCCCAAGGAUAUCAAAUUCGCUCCUCUCAACCAGACCACGGAAAUGAACGGUGAGCAGCUGAUGGAUUUCUACGACAAAGACAAACAUCUCGGCAAGUAUCUGCACAUUAUUCGAGACUCCCCGGUCUAUCCUGUCAUCUACGACUCCAACCGCGACGUGUGCUCCUUGCCGCCUAUUAUCAACGGCAAUCUCAGCAAAAUCACUCUCGACACGAAAAAUGUUUUCAUCGAGGUCACAGCCACGGACAAGACGAAACUGGAGAUCGUCGUCAAUAUAGUUGUAGCCAUGUUCUCGCAAUACACCGCGGAGCCGUUCACCGUCGAGCCUAUACAAAUUGUAUCUGAGCACAACGGUGAGUCUAGACAGGUUCCCGACCUCACCCCUCGUGCGACACAAGCAGAGUUAGACUACAUCAACGGCUGUAGCGGACUGUCUCUCAGCGCUCAAGACGUCUGCACGCUGCUCACCCGCAUGAGUUACACGGCGCGCCCAUCCAAGUCCAAUCCGAACCUGAUUGACGUCGACGUCCCCAUUACCCGUGCCGAUGUGCUCCAUCAAGCCGACAUCAUGGAAGACGUCUGCAUUGCGUACGGCUUCAACAAGCUGCCUCGCGCGUUCCCCAAGGUCGGCGCAACGGUUGCAGCUCCGCUCGCUGUCAACAAGUUGUCUGACAUCCUCCGCCUCGAAGCCGCGAUGGCAGGUUGGGCCGAGGUGCUACCCCUGAUUCUGUGCUCACACAACGAGAACUUUGGCUGGCUGAACCGCAAGGACGAUGGCAAGACGGCUGUGCGGCUGGCAAAUCCCAAAACAGCAGAGUACCAAGUCGUCCGCACCACGCUGCUUCCCGGCCUGCUGAAGACGAUCCGCGAAAACAAGCACCAUUCUCUACCCAUGAAGAUCUUCGAGGUGUCGGAUGUAGCGUUCAAGGACGAAUCGCUGGAGCGCAAGUCCCGCAACGAGCGCCAUUUCGCGGCCGCAUGGUACGGCAAGACCUCCGGGUUCGAGGUGGUCCAUGGCCUGCUGGACCGGGUGAUGGCCAUGCUGCAAACCGCCUUCAUUACCCACGAGGAAGGCCUGGAAAUCAAGAACGGGAACGCAAAGGGCAUGCAGUACUGGAUCGAGGAGCUGGACGACCCGACCUACUUUGCCGGCCACGGCGCAAGCAUACAUGCCAAUAUUGGAGGGAAGGAUAUUGUCAUUGGCACUUUUGGCAUUCUACACCCUACGGUGCUGGAGAAGUUUGAGCUCAAGUACCCGGUCAGUACGUUGGAGUUCAAUGUGGAAGUCUUCCUAUGA
This is a messenger RNA of Exophiala spinifera, 1809 nucleotides long. Its product is annotated as phenylalanine-tRNA ligase, beta subunit. Bases 1 to 1809 code for a protein of 602 amino acids. Lineage: Eukaryota; Fungi; Ascomycota; Eurotiomycetes; Chaetothyriales; Herpotrichiellaceae. The record is from RefSeq and is a predicted model, not a curated record. Gene Ontology annotation, cellular component: cytoplasm; phenylalanine-tRNA ligase complex. The transcript has a single exon. Gene Ontology annotation, molecular function: ATP binding; phenylalanine-tRNA ligase activity; magnesium ion binding. Gene Ontology annotation, biological process: phenylalanyl-tRNA aminoacylation.